Messenger RNA from Prunus armeniaca (apricot), 2154 nucleotides. NCBI's taxonomy places the organism in Eukaryota, Viridiplantae, Streptophyta, Magnoliopsida, Rosales, Rosaceae. The record is from the annotation of a GenBank genome assembly.
AUGGCGUCGUCAUCGACUGAAGAACAAGGCCAAGAACAGCAGCAACCACAACCACAACAGCAGCAGCAGCAACAACCAGUGAAAGAGUGCGUGCACAAGACGAAGCUCAUCCAAUUCUUGGGACGUUCGGCGCCUAUCGUCCUCCAGAACGACAAUGGUCCCUGCCCUCUUCUGGCAAUCUGUAAUGUUCUCUCACUGAGGAACAGCUUGAAUUUGAGUCCAGACACGACAGAAGUCUCACAGGAGAAACUGCUUUCGCUCAUUGCUGAACGAUUAAUUGAUUCUAACAGUAAUAUUGAUAAUAAAGAUGCAGGAUAUGUAGAAAAUCAACAGCAGAACAUUGCUGAUGCUAUCGAUCUACUCCCUCGACUUGCAACAGGCAUUGAUGUCAACAUAAAGUUCAGAAGGAUAGGUGAUUUUGAGUUUACUCCAGAAUGUGCCAUAUUUGACCUGUUAGACAUUCCACUAUAUCAUGGUUGGAUAGUGGACCCCCAGGAUGAUGAUACCGCUAAUGCAAUUGGGUCAAAAUCCUAUAAUGCUCUUAUGGGGGAGCUUGUUGCACUGGAAACAUGGAAUAUGGAGAGUGAAUGUAAGAAUACUCCAGAAGAAGAUUGCGUUGAUUUUGCGGCUGCAACAACUGCAACCCUGGGUGUCCCUUCACCGUGCCUUUCUAAAACUAGAUCUUUUGAUGAGUCUCCACAUUCAGCUUCUGAUGAACCGAAGGCAAGAAAAGGUGACCUUGAAGAAGAAGCAGAGUUGAUAAUGGCUUUAAAAAUGUCUGAGGGUGAACUGACAACUACAGUUGGUGAUCCUCUUGGAGCCACUACUGACAAUGCCCCUCCAUUGGUUGGUUCAGAUGGAAGUACACAUCCUGAGAAUGUUAUGCGUGUAGAUUCUGUAGAUAAAACAGAGAAGCACACUGCUGAACACAAUAAUAUUCAUCUGUCUGUACCAGAAGAUUGCAAUGCCUCCAGGAAUGAGAGUAUUAAUUUGAUAUCUUUCGAUACUACUCCCGGGCAAACAGCGUGUUCGUCACCUUUGGAGACUAAUAAGGCAGAAAAUAUUGAUCAGCCAACUUAUCUGAAAUCACAAGAGCAUCUUUCCAAUGAUCUGGUUGCGAAAAGCACUACAAAUGAAUCAGUCCAGAUUGAAAGUGGUAUUUCUUUUUUUCCUGGGAGAGAAACUGAGUCCUUGGAUGAGAACCAUACAGAUGUUUCACGAGGAGAUGAGAAAUUUGAGAGUCAGGCCAAGCUUACAACUGAUGCUCAUGGAAGUCUAGAUAAGCAAAAUGGGAGCAACAUGGCAGAGGCAUCUUGCUUAUCUGCUCCAAAUGUGGGUUUGGAUUCAUCUAGUGGUAGAGUGCAGCAAACUGAUGCAUUGGAAACUUUGACAUCGAGUGGCGGUGAGCCCAUCUAUGAAGGAGAGGAGCGCAUUCUGGAUUCAGGAACUACCGUUUUGCAAGACAAAGAGCCUGUAUAUGAAGGUGAGGUGGUGCUUGCGAAUCAAGCUGACAAAAGCCCUUUAGAUGCACGGUCCAUGGGUGAAAUCACUCCACAACAAGGUGAAUUGAUCAGGAAUUUUUUGAAGAACAAUGCUAGCCAGUUGACUUUCUAUGGCCUUUUCUGCUUACAAGAUGGCCUUAAAGAGCGUGAACUCUGCGUUUUCUUCCGCAAUAAUCACUUCAGCACCAUGUUUAAGUUCAAUGGCGAACUUUAUCUUUUGGCUACUGAUCAGGGUUACAUAAAUCAGCCUGAUUUGGUGUGGGAAAAGCUAAAUGAGGUCAAUGGGGAUACAUUGUUUAUGACAGGCAACUUUAAAGAAUUUAAGGUAGAAAGUCAUGCAAAUGACACUUGGGAUGAAAACAAUGCUGUCACGACCACUGCGGACUAUCUUGCUAGCAUCGACAGUGCAGCUCAAGCGGGCUUUGAUAUGAAUUCUGAUCUGCAAUUGGCAAUUGCUCUGCAACAGCAGGAGUUCGAUCAACAACCCCAACGACAAAAUUCGCAGCAACCAUCUAUUAGUGCGAAUUCAAGGAUGGUUACGGGUCCCCAGAGUUACCACAAUUCCAUGCUAACUUUGUCUUGUUCAGAGUUACCGCACAACGGUGACAAGAAGCAAUCCCAGAAUGCCAACGUCCUCAUCUGCAAGACCUGA